This is a messenger RNA of Amphibalanus amphitrite, 5338 nucleotides long. RefSeq names its product myristoylated alanine-rich C-kinase substrate-like. The coding region runs from base 285 to 1745 and encodes 486 amino acids. The record is from RefSeq and is a predicted model, not a curated record. Lineage: Eukaryota; Metazoa; Arthropoda; Thecostraca; Balanomorpha; Balanidae. The transcript has 3 exons.
CGGGGCGUUUGCCGGCGGCCGGUUCUGGCGGCGCGUUCACGGGCCGGCGGAGGGUGAUCCGGCUCUCACGAGGCCGCGGUGGGCGGCUCGGGCGGCGGCGGGGACGGGCCGGGCGGCUCAGGGUCCAGUGCCGAGCAGUGAGCGGCGGCCGCCCGGUGGGACCGGCCUCGACACAGAGCCGCACCAGAGCGCGUUCAGUGCCGCCGCACGCCGCACGGUUCGCUCUGCAGACGCGCGCGCGCUCGUCCUCUCUGCUCGUCUCUCGCCUGCACAGUGCACAGGAUAUGGAGCUUCAUCGGCCGCUCUUCGCUCUGACGGUGUUGCUGCUGGCGUAUGUCUGCCAAUCAGCGCCCGUGGACGAUGGCAGCGGAUUGGAGCAGGUCCGCCCCGGCCUGACCGUCUACAGAGCCUACGGACAGUCGCGCAGUCUCCAACUGAAUGAUACCGCCGCCACCGAGUCGGAGGCGGAGGCGGCGUCUGCAGAGGCUGCCCAGCCAUCGGAGGAGCCCAGUCCACAGGAGACGGACUCGGCAGAAGGCGCCGCGGAGAAGGCCAGCUCUCAGACGGCGCCGGGAGCCAGCGGGGCGCCGCCCACCUCCGCCGAGCCGGAGGUAGUCAUCCAGGAGACACCCACCAAGAGCCAGGAGGAGGCAGAGGCCGAGUCGGUGGCUGCCGACGAGCCCCCGAGCUCCGCAGAGGCUGUCCCCGCCGAGGCCACUGCUUCUGAGGACGGUGCUGCACCUGCCGCUCCCGAGCUGACUGAGCGGGAGACGGAACCCACCCAGCAGGAGGCAGAACCCGCCCAACAGGAGGCAGAACCUGCCCAGCAGGAGGCAGAACCCGCCCAACAGGAAGAGGCACUCAGCCAGGAGCCGCCUCAGUCCAUCCCCGAGCAGGCGGAGGAAAUUGUCACCGCGGAGGCGGACCUGGAACAGGCCAAGGCCGCCGAAAGCAAUGCCAUCGACAGCUCCGAUGUCGCCAGUGAGGUCACUCCGGACGAAUCUCCGUUGGUUGCCGCUGAGGUCGACGCCGACCCCAUCAAAGUAACCGUCUCCACGGCUGUUUCCGGGGCCCCGGUCGGUGAGAGUGAGGAUGUCACAGGCGCCGUCGAGCCCGACGUGACAGCAGAGAACACUGGGGAGGAGCAAAUGGCUCCUGAGGCGAUCUCCGCCACCGGUGAGGAAGACGUGACUGCAUCGGUCGCAGAACUUCUGGGCGGCGAGGAGACCCCUGAAGAAGUAGUCGCCUCUGAGAAGGCUGCUGCCGAGGCUGGUGUAGCCGCCGAAGUGGCUGAUGGAGCUGCUGAAGCGGCCGAUGUAGCUGCCGAAGUGGCUGAUAAAGCCGCCGAAGUGGCUGAUGUAGCUGCUGAAGUGGUUGCCGAGGUGGCUGAUGGAGCUGCUGAAGUGGCCGAUGUUGCUGCUGAGGUGGCUGCCCAAGUGGCUGCCGUGUCCCCUGCGGGCUCCUCGGACGAGGCUCCUCAGACCGAGGACACGAGAGAGUACACCGUGCAGACGAGCGUGAGCGACGCCGUGGACUCGACGGUAGCGGAGGUCAGCGACCUCAGCUCAGCGGAGGCGGUGGACAGUGCGGGGACCGAGGAGGAGCUGGCACUUGUCCAUUCCGUCGGCAGUGACCCCGCCGCGGCCGCUGCUGAGUCGUCUGACCCAGAGCCAGUGUCGGCCGCCCCGGCGCCACCCGCGCCGGCUGAGGAAGAGGAGGAGGACAUUCUGGCGGCCGUGUUGUAGAUCGGGUGUAUAUUUUAUUUUAUUUACAGACAGUGGUACAAGUUUCACCUUUAACAAAACCCAUGUGACAAGAUACAAUUGUCAAAUAUCUUUUUGACCGGAAUGUGCGCAUGACUGGCGCCUUGUUGGACACCACAGCCGAGCAUAGGCGGCGGAACGGGGGGGGGGGCACCGGGGCACCGUGCCCCCCUUGAAUUCUGCAAGGGGGGCACCAAUAGCAAGGUGCCCCCCUUAAAUUUGAUGUAUAAGUACCAGGGGCGGAUUCGGGAAAACUCCAAGGGGAGGGUCAUGAAUCGAAGUGGUGCCCCUACCUAUACCCAAAAUUAAAACCUCAACGGAUUUCGGCCACUUAAUUUUGGUGGUGCCCUAUUUUCAGUUUUUUAUUUUCUUUAUUUUUGGUUAGUCGUUGAUGACUGGUGCCCCUGCUAGACCGCUGGUGCCCCUGGAAAGACUGUGGUACCUACCUUCCCUGCCCCCUGACAAGCCUACGGUGGGCCCUGCACAUGACUUAGGUGCCCAUGGGCCCUGACAGGCCCGUGGUGCCCCUGACAGGCCUAAAGGUGUUCUUGCUAGGCCUGUGGUGUCCCUGGGCCUUGGCAGGUCUGUGGUGCCCCUGGCGAGCCUGUGGUGCCCCUGUUAGAACGCAGGUGCCCUUGACAGGUUCGUGGUGCCCCUGACAAUCCUAAAGUGCCAACGACAGGCUUGUGGUGCCCUUGACAGGCCCAUGGUGCCCUUGCGAGGCCGGUGGUUCCCCUGCGAAGCCGAUAGUGCCCCUGGCAGGCCUCUGGUACCCCUGGCAGGUCUGUGGUGCCCCUGAAAGACCUGUAGUGCUUUUGCUAGGCCGGUGGUGCUCCUGACAGGCCUGUGGUGCCACUGACAGGCCCGUGGUGCCCCUGCUAGGCCUGUGGUACCCCUGGCGGGCCUGUGGUGCCCCUGUCGGCUGUCAGGCCUGUGGUGCUCCUGGCAGGCAUGUGGUGACCCCAGGCCCAAAGUCAUGACCCAUGUGACCACCCCCCUGGGAUUCGCCACUGAUUAGUACUGCGAUGGCUUUUUGGUAAUUUGAUACAUGUAGGAUUAAUGAAAUUUAUCAAACGAGAAUAAGGAAGAGACAAACACAUAGGUACUUGAGGAUCAGCUUAAAGUUAACCACACAUACGGGUGUGAACUGCCAUUUUCGUGUAGUAAAAAAAAAAAAUCAUCGUGUCAGGGCUGUGACGAAAAAUAAGUGGCCUAAAUCCGAUGAGAAAACAGGAUUUGGGGGUACCCUAGGUUUGGCUCCUUGAGCUGGUGCCCCCCCCUUGUCUCAAAUCGUUCCGCCGCCUAUGCAGCCGAGCAGUGUGUGACCUAUCGUCGCAGGGACACACUGGUCCAAUAGAUGGCGUCCCGUUCGGGCACCCGAUCCCGUCUCUCGCACCUGCUCAGGGGGCGCCACGGGGCGGCUGUGCCGAACCAAUGGUGCGCUGACUGAGCUGGCGAUAUCAACGAACGCCAGUAGCACGCCCGUCGAUCGCGCAGUGAAUAUGUGGCGUCUGACUAAGCAAAGGCACCGAUUUCCAGCUGCCUGCGUGGGCAUUGCAACAGCUGGAAUGGUGGAUGCGAAAAUGUCACUCAUGCAUGGUUAUAGGAAAUAAAAAUCACUGCGCACAUGUCAACUGCACGUAACUCAGACUUACUUUAGGGGAAGACGGGGGAACACCGACACCCUUAACCUUUUAGGGUCUAGUCACGUAAUCUUUGGCCAAAUGAUCAAUCUCUCAGUUUCAUUGGAUUGUCGCAUCAAUUUUACAUACAUCAACCAAAUGUUUUCUUAUUGUUCAUAAUUGCACUAUUCCACAUUCAGUAAAUGUCUACAUUUUUCGGGGUAACACCGACCGUUGAGUAACACCGCCCGAGCUCAGCAGGCAACAAAAUUUGCAGAUUGCUGGACUAACUAUUAACCCGCGCCCCGUUGGGCUCUGCCGAGCAACGCGCCCCGUUGGGGGGGGGGGGGCAUUUUGGCCCCCCCCCCUAAGAUCUCGAGAACCACGCAACGUAGCGACAAGCGGCAAACGGUGUUGGAUAGCCCUAUCAGGGAACUACCUUGUGACCCAAUUUUAUUGACCUAGGUCAAACCGAUGACGUCACAGGUCAGGUCAAAGGUCCAAUUUUCACCGUUUACAGGCAUUUCAAGAAAUGAGUUGUAAAAUCGAGUAAAAUGCAUUUCAUUGAAAAUCAUCGAUGGGGAAAUGCUCUUCAAACACAUUUUGCUAGUUGAGGUCACUGAUACCAGGUCAGGUCACUGAGGUCAGGUCACUGGGGGGUCACAAUAUGAAAGUGUCGUGUGAUACAUGUUUUAUGGUCCAUUUUACAUGACAAAUGCGAUUAUGUGGGUCAGGCAGCCUUUGGGGCCAGCUUAGGUCACGUUUUGGUCAAGGUCAGGUCAAGGUCAGGUCAAGGUCAGGUCAAAUUAGGUCAAAUUUCAAAGUUGAUAUUUUUGCAUAAAAUGGGUAUCGAAUCGAUGCAGCUCGUCACGGGGAGUUCAAUGGUGGUCUUUGUUUUGCCGUACGAGGUCUAGAAUCGCUAAAAAUUGAGUUCAAAAAUUUGACGUCAUCAUUUUUGAACAGUUUUUUCGCUAUAACUUGGCCAAAAAACGAGAUAUCGAUCUGAAAUUUGGUAUGUAUAUAGAAGAGCGCAGGGACUAUCACAUAUAUUCCGGUUUUUUCGAAAUUCGGAAAAAUUUUGGAUUUUUUUUUGUUUUUCUAAAAAAAUCAAUUUUUUGAAUUUUUUUGGGUCAAAAACCCAAAAUUUUGAAAAUCCGAGAUAGCAGUUUUGUAGCGCCGUUUUUUGUCUAUUAGACCAUAUAAAGAACUUUGAAAUUGCUUGAUAACUGUAGAUUUGGUGAGCGUUUCAAGAUUGCAUGUUUUUUGCUCAUUUUUGCUCGAACAUGACCUCAGUUUGACCUCAAUAACUCCUGACCUAAGGUGACCUAAGACUUGAAAUUUGGUGUGAAGGUGUCAAAUUGAUGCCCGGAAAGGUACUGAAAAUUUGGCGGCGCUGCGCGCCGCCGUUUUCUUGCUAUUCAGGAAAAACCACAGGGGGGCCAAAAUGGCCCCCCCAACGGGGCGAGGGUUAAGUUGUUCUUCUUAUCGUAAAUUUCGAGGCGUUUUAGUAUAAUUAUAAAACACAGUCGAAACGAUUUUAUUGUAUCCCUGGUACAAUGUAGUACUCAUUUAUAUAACAAGACGACUUAAAGUCUCAAAAUUUCAUUUUCUCGAAAUUUUUCAUUAGGUAUCCUCAUAAAAGAAAACAUAGUAACAACGUUAUUUCUUUACUUGAAAUGCGCCACUCCUGGGUUAGGUGUCACAAUGUGCUUUUAAAUACCGAAUUUCCCAAGUGGGCGGUGUUACCCAAAAGUGAUGUCGAUUACGGUAAAUCUGAAUACCGAUACCACAGACUUCUCUAUAUAUGGACUGUGCGCUGAUUUGGGAAAUCAGCAUUGGAGGCCCAAAUUUCUGAAGCCGUAAUAUGAACCCAUAUGUUGUAGCACAAUACCCUUUUAUUGUUUCCUGUCGACAGGCUGAAUUUUAUGUAAUAUAUUUUGUUUUUGUACUAUC